AUGACUCAAAAAAAAAAAAAAAAGAAGAGCAUCCAGCAUGCCCGGGAACAGAAGGGCAGGCGGAGACAGGAGUCCCUGGAUCAACAGCGGCGCGAGCACGAGGAGAGAUUGGCCGAAGCAACUGAGCGAGGCGAAUGUCUAUGGGAUGGGACGGUCAACCACGGAUCGGUCUUUGACGUCGACUGCGUACCCGAAUUCAUCGACCUCGACGACACAGACGAUGAAGACGAAGAUUCGCUCGGAGAUGGAUCCACCAGCACGACACCUGAAAAUGGGAGCAUCAAACGUUUCGAUGGCUGGAGGCCUAUGGAUUGGGUCUCGGGGCCAAGGAUGCACAACUGA
Mycena citricolor is the source of this 342-nucleotide messenger RNA. The record is from the annotation of a GenBank genome assembly. NCBI's taxonomy places the organism in Eukaryota, Fungi, Basidiomycota, Agaricomycetes, Agaricales, Mycenaceae.